Molecule: messenger RNA, 798 nt
Organism: Glarea lozoyensis ATCC 20868
Lineage: Eukaryota; Fungi; Ascomycota; Leotiomycetes; Helotiales; Helotiaceae
Exons: 1
Coding region: 1-798 (265 amino acids)
Source: RefSeq, a predicted model, not a curated record
AUGGUCCGUCAAUCUCCCCCCAACCCCCAGCCCCAACUCCAAUCCUCCCACCGCAUCAGCCAAGAUUGUCGACGCCAACUAUCAUCAAUCCGAGAAAUGCUGCGCGCCCACCGGGAAUCCAACCACGCCUCAAUAACUCAACUCGAAAACUCUCUUUCAUCCCUACCGGACCUAGAAACUCUCCAACGUCAAGUAGCAUCAAUGGAAGAAAUGCUGCGCGUCCAACGAGAAACCAGCCAAGCCCAAAUAACUCAAUUGCAAAACUCCAUUUUCUCCCAACCAAAUGUAGCAGCUCUCCAAAGCCAGCUGUCCUCAAUUCAAGAGCUACUGCGCGUCCAACAACAACUCAGCCAAACCUACAACAAAACACACGAUAACAGCGAUGCCGUAACUCAACCGCCAAUCGUAAACAUCACAAUCAACGGCCACGGUAUUGAUAUUAAUCGUAUGAGAAACCUAACGCCUGCUACCAGCGAGACGUCUGGGAUGGAAUGGGGGUUUCAAUUCUUCACUCCAAAUACCCAGACUCCUGCUUCCGCUGCCACACCAUCCCAAUCUACCGCCCAGCCAUCCUCUCCAACACCGCUACUUCAAAACCCCACGCCCAGAGGAAAGCGACCCUCAAAGGCUCAAGAAAACACACGUGCCAAUGCGCAAGUCCACACCCCAGCGACCAACGAUCCCUGUGUCCUCGUUGGACUCUGCGAAGACCUAACCCUCAUCUCUAUUUUCAUUAUUUUCUGUAUGGCGUUGCUGUCUCUGCUUUACUUGUCUUGCAUGUUUGUUUGGGGGGUGUGA